AUUUUAUCCCCCCACCCCCCCCCGGCCGGGCGGCUUUUUGGAUAUCCUGGGUGGGUGGUGGUGGCAAAACUUUACACGUAGACUAGAACCGGAGUUUAGGACACCCUCGACAAUCCUGAUAAAUGUCUCCAACUCUCAGAUUUUGCACUAAAUUCUAUAGAAAGCUGGUUUUCUUUCUUUAGUCCGUCUGAAAAAUAAAAUGGAUUCCAGAUACAUUUCGGAGCAGCAGCCGUUGGUCGGGGCGAGGGUCGUCGGCCCCGGCUUCGGCUGCCGGGCGGGCCGCUCGGUGAUCCGCGACAACCGGGUCCCCGCGGCGGGGACCGUCGGCCCGGCGCCGGCGUGCGCUAACGGGCCCGUUUUUUACAAGUGUCGAGCGGACGGCGGCUGCGCGCGAGGGACCGGGCCGUCUGCCGGUGGUCGAAUGUUUCACGACGCGGAAAAAACCCUCCCCGGGGACCACAAAGACUCGGGCUCCUCAGGCAUCUUGAAGAGGGCCAGCCCGACCCACUGCCCCGCCGCGAACGGGCAGUCGCCGGGCGGCUUCGUGCACUUGGACCUCAGGAACCCAGGGAAACAGGCGGAGCCGGCCCACGGCCUCAGGGCGGCACAGGGGCGCAGCGGGCCCCGCCCUUCCUCCCACAUCCCCGUCCCCAGAAACAGGUACGGAGGGGAUUUACUUCUCAUCCGCGGAGCCGUGGUUUGUUUCUGCUCACUCGGCCUACGAGCUAAUUCCACUGCGGGAUUUUGUGGCGGGGCGAAAGAGACGUGUUCCUCGGCUAGAAUAGAAAUGGAACUCGGCCUUGGCAUAUGGCGGCUUGGAGCUUGAGCGCUCGACCGCGCGUUUGGUGUUCCGUCCAGGGGGGGUUUUGAAAGAGAGAGCCAGAGCCGGAGGUGAGGGCCAGGAUUGCCUCAGGCAAGGAGAACAGAGUAAAUAGAGUAGGAGGACGAUGUUUUCUAGUAAAUCAGGAAAACCACAUUCAGUUUUCAGGAAUCGGGAGCCUUCAUGACUAUGUCUUAGGUGCUUACUGAUAUUCCUCCAUCAUCCAGAGUGCGUCAACAAUGGUCGUGCAUGCAGCAUAUUCCGAUUUAGGUCCAACCGUAUGAUUAAAUACGUGCAAAUUUUGCAACGCCGACUUUUGGAAUGAAGGAAUGAAAGAGGGAGGCUGCGUUGGGUCAGAGGUCAUCCACCAGUCAGGAAUAACAGUAAAAUAUUCCUUUUCACGAGCCAUUUGAGCAGAUGUCUCUUAAGCCCGAUAAUAUCCCUCCUGACGAGCUAAGCUAGCGGAUGCACCAGUGCGAUGAGCUCACAGUGGGUCAGGCAGGAAGCUCCGCCUGCAACUGUGUGUGUGGUUUCUUUUUAGGUUUCAUGUGCUGCGUGGGGACUUUUUCCUCCUUUCGCUUUUUGCAUGAUUUCAAAACAUAUACACGUGCACAUCUGUGUUCGGAAAAUUCUCUGUUGGUGUUGAAGCAAAAAUGCACGCCGAAACAACCGACCGAAGAAGGGAGAAAAUGCCUGGUGCGGUGAUGAGUGAUUAUGUAACGGGCUGCAGGCGGGGCCCGAGCACAGCUCCCCUCCUUCCACGCGCGCUAUUGGUUACUGUCUCUGUCGAGGCGCUGUCGGUCUGCCAGGCGGCGCUUACGCAGCAGACGAUGCCCGGUGGCAGUACAGUAAGGUCUGAAACAGAGCAGCUCUUCACUUAAUCUGCAUAGCAACACCCGGGGGCUUUUUUUCUUCUUUUUAGUCUUAGCAAUGCUUCUAUUUUGCACAAAUGGAUUUGAAAACAUCUGCAGUUUGUCAAACAAACAGAUUUCAGAGUGCCUGACGGUGGGCGGCGUGUGUUGAGGGCCACGGUGACCCACAUCCCACACAUCCCAACGUCACGUGAACUUGUCGUGCCGCUGGUCAUGUAUGACAAGAGGCAGCGGGCGAGUCGCCCGUUGAGCGCUGGGUGACUUCUCGCUGGCGCCACAACAGAAAGCUGCGAGUUGACUCUCGUCUCUCUGGAGAGGUUGCGUAACAUUAUAUUAGCCACGCCCCUUCUGCUGACCUUUUCUUAUUAACUUGCUCUCUUUUUUCUUAUCCACAAGCCACAUUUCAACUCAAACCUUUGUAUUAUUCAGUCUAUUUGGAAAUGUAUUAAU
Molecule: messenger RNA, 2142 nt
Organism: Gasterosteus aculeatus aculeatus (three-spined stickleback)
Lineage: Eukaryota; Metazoa; Chordata; Actinopteri; Perciformes; Gasterosteidae
Source: RefSeq, a predicted model, not a curated record